AUGUUAGCGAAAGGAUAUUGGCUCGAAGGCCGGUGGGAUGAAGCUGAGCAGCUCGACGUGGAAGUGAUGGAGACGAGCAAGACGAAGCUCGGAGAGGACCAUCUCGACACGCUGAGGAGUAUGGCCAACCUGGCAUCCACGUACUGGAACCAGGGCCGGUGGAAAGAGGCUGAGCAGCUCGAGGUGCAGGUGAUGGAGACGAGCAAGACGAAGCUCGGCGAGGACCAUCCUGACACGCUGAGGAGUAUGGCCAACCUGGCAUCCACGUACCGGAACCAGGGCCGGUGGGAAGAGGCCGAGCAGCUCGAGGUGCAGGUGAUGGGGAAUCGCAAGACGAAGCUCGGCGAGGACCAUCCUGACACGCUAGCGAGUAUGGCCAACCUGGCAUCCACGUACUGGAACCAGGGCUGGUGGGAAGAGGCCGAGCAGCUCGAGGUGAAAGUGUUGGAGACGAGCAAGAUGAAGCUCGGCGAGGACCAUCCCUCGACGCUGACGAGUAUGGCCAACCUGGCUUCAACGUACCGGAACCAGGGUCGGUGGGAAAAGGCCGAGCAGCUCGAGGUGAAAGUGUUGGAGACGAGCAAGAUGAAGCUCGGCGAGGACCAUCCCUCGACGCUGACGAGUAUGGCCAACCUGGCUUCAACGUACCGGAACCAGGGUCGGUGGGAAAAGGCCGAGCAGCUCGAGGUGAAAGUGUUGGAGACGAGCAAGAUGAAGCUCGGCGAGGACCAUCCCUCGACGCUGACGAGUAUGGCCAACCUGGCUUCAACGUACCGGAACCAGGGUCGGUGGGAAGAGGCCGAGCAGCUCGACGUGAAAGUGUUGGAGACGAGCAAGAUGAAGCUCGGCGAGGACCAUCCCUCGACGCUGACGAGUAUGGCCAACCUGGCUUCAACGUACCGGAACCAGGGUCGGUGGGAAAAGGCCGAGCAGCUCGAGGUGAAAGUGUUGGAGACGAGCAAGAUGAAGCUCGGCGAGGACCAUCCCUCGACGCUGACGAGUAUGGCCAACCUGGCUUCAACGUACCGGAACCAGGGUCGGUGGGAAGAGGCCGAGCAGCUCGACGUGAAAGUGUUGGAGACGAGCAAGACGAAACUUGGCGAGGACCAUCCCUCGACGCUGAGGAGUAUGGCCAACCUGGCUUCAACGUACCGGAACCAGGGCCGGUGGGAAGAGGCCGAGCAGCUAGAGGUGCUGGUCAUGGAGACCUGCAAGACGAAGCUCGACGUUGGACCAUCUCGAUACGCUGACGAGCAUGGCUAA
Molecule: messenger RNA, 1263 nt
Organism: Penicillium lagena
Lineage: Eukaryota; Fungi; Ascomycota; Eurotiomycetes; Eurotiales; Aspergillaceae
Exons: 1
Coding region: 1-1263 (420 amino acids)
Cellular component (GO): kinesin complex
Molecular function (GO): protein binding
Source: RefSeq, a predicted model, not a curated record